Colletotrichum aenigma is the source of this 1401-nucleotide messenger RNA. RefSeq lists its product as uncharacterized. The transcript has 2 exons. The record is from RefSeq and is a predicted model, not a curated record. Lineage: Eukaryota; Fungi; Ascomycota; Sordariomycetes; Glomerellales; Glomerellaceae. Bases 1 to 1401 code for a protein of 466 amino acids.
AUGGCUGGCUACGGAAACGACAAGGCUCCGGGAGGCGAGCGCCAGGGUAAGAAGAACAAUCACAAGGGCAGUCGCAGAGAGGAGAACGCCCAGGACGAGAUUCCUGGAAACGACGAAAAGCUUGUCACUGCAGAGGAGGUGACUGCCCAGAUCUCCAACGCGAUCAACAGAUUCCAUUUCAACGGCGCGCCUCGAACCCGCCAUGCUCUCUUCCUUCUUCAGGCGCUCAACAGCAAUGACUCCAGGGGCAAGUACAUCAAGCUGUAUUCACAGCAGCGGAUGCUGCAGCACCUCGUCAACGAUGACGUCCCAUGUCGUGAGAAAAUGAUGUUCGAUUGUGACCGUCGCGAGAAUUAUCUUUGGUACGCGGCAAUUUUGCUUCACGUCGAGGACAUCGACAGUGGCAACCAAGAACCUCAAGACCUUACUCAGGAAUGGAAGGACAGCAAUCAUGUCAUGCCGAGGGUCCUUCGUCUUCGCGACAUCCUGAGCGGUUCCAACAGUCCUCACCCAACGAGGUUCCCCAAAGCUGCAGAAUCUGGCAACAAGACUGGCGAGACCGGAAAGCUCAAAGCAACCAAAAGAGCCCGUGAGGAGGACGACCAGGCCAAGCCGCCGGCCAAGAAGGCACGUCGCUCGAAAGCACAGGCCAGAGACAUGACGGCAAAGGACGAAGAGGAGGAUGAGAGAAUCGAGCUUGAGAAUGCUCAACAGGAGUCCCGCACUGGUGUCAUUGCCCGCUCACCCCUGCCUCUACCGUACGCAGGCCCCAGGAACUCUGUCGGAAACGACGCUCAGCUCCAGACCACCGGCCUCAUUCAACCUCCGCGCUAUGUGGACCCUCAGGUCCUUCAACUCAACGGUCUUCGCCCUACCAACGUCCCCCGCCAGGCCAAUAACGGCCCUCGGUCUAUGCAACAUGACCUUGGAAUCUACGAUAACGCCCGAGGACUCUCUGCCCACGAUCCGUUCUUCGGCUUCGGACCGGCUUCGUCGAGCCAAGCUGGCGACACCCAACAGUUCGACGGCUCUCGGCACGGCUUUUACCAACAGCCUCAUGCCCAGCACAGCAACAUCGCCGCUGCCUCAGAUACUGCUCGGUUGAUGAGAUCUGGCGCCCUGCACUACGGACCCGAGAUUGUUGCGAGCUCUCAGUCGGGUUCAGAGCCCAUCCGCUAUGUCGGCGAUCUGCGACCAAGCCAUGCGGACAAUUCUGCAAGCACCCCUUUCCCUGACCAUGACCAAACCACGAUGGACCUCACCGACGGCUUCUCGCAGCAAGUGGGAGACACACCUUCCGUCCUCAACCCAGGCAACGGAGAGGACUCUCCUGGCACCGAAAAGAUCUUUGAUGAUUUCUUCGACUACCCGAAGUACAGAGAUGACCAUGCAGGCCACUAA